This is a messenger RNA of Acipenser ruthenus (sterlet), 6023 nucleotides long. Its product is annotated as protein phosphatase 1 regulatory subunit 12A-like. The coding region runs from base 212 to 3148 and encodes 978 amino acids. Gene Ontology annotation, molecular function: phosphatase regulator activity; enzyme inhibitor activity; protein kinase binding. The transcript has 24 exons. Lineage: Eukaryota; Metazoa; Chordata; Actinopteri; Acipenseriformes; Acipenseridae. Gene Ontology annotation, biological process: signal transduction. The record is from RefSeq and is a predicted model, not a curated record. Gene Ontology annotation, cellular component: cytoplasm; Z disc; A band.
AUUACAUUGCCUUGUUAAGUUGUGUGGCUCUUGCCGGGGCGUCCCUCCCUCCUUGUCGGCUUCGAUAGAUUAUUCCCGCACUCCCCUCCCCUCACGAUUGCAAUGUUAGAUUCUUGUAGGCAGGUGGCGCAUUCGCUCUGCCAGGCAGUCCACUGAUCCGGUCCGCUUCCCCACUCUGUCAACUUCUCUGACCGGGUACGAAUCUAGGAAGAUGGCGGCAGAGGAUCGCUCCAGGUCGGAAUCCGCUCGGGUGAAGCGCCGGGAGCAGCUGAGCCGAUGGACCGGCUCGGAAACGGACCGGUCCGAGGCAGAGUCCCGGGAUCGGCCCGGGGGAACAGGCCAGUCUCGGUACCGGGUCCGCUUCGCUCAGGGAGCCGUGUUCAUGGCAGCUUGCUCGGCGGGCGAUCGGGAGGAGGUCCGGGGUUUGCUUCAACAGGGCGCUGCUAUCAACCACACGAAUGUGGACGGGCUAACAGCGUUACACCAGGCCUGUAUUGAUGAGAAUCUGGACAUGGUGGAGUUUCUGGUGGAGCACGGAGCGAAUGUGAACCAGCCCGACAACGAGGGCUGGACCCCCCUGCACGCCGCUGCGUCCUGUGGCUUCACGGAGAUUGCGGGGUUCCUGAUCAAAAAGGGGGCGAGCGUGGCGGCGGUGAACAGCGAGGGCGAGCUGCCCCUGGACGUGGCGCAGGAGUCGGCCAUGGAGAGGCUGCUGCAGGCAGAGAUCAAGAAGCAAGGGGUGGAUGUGGAGUUGGCUCGCCAGGAGGAGAAGAGGAUGAUGCUGCAGGAUGCUCAGCAGUAUGUCAAUCAGGGCAAGGUCACGGUGAGCCGGCACCCCAAAACUGGGGCCACCGACCUGCACGUCGCUGCAGCCAAGGGGUACCUCGAAGUCAUCAAGCUGCUGCUGAAGGCUGGGUUCGAUGUGAAUGUGAAGGAUAAUGAUGGCUGGAGCUCCCUGCAUGCUGCAGCGCACUGGGGCCAGGAGGAGGUGUGCCGGCUGCUGGGGGAGAGUCUGUGUGACAUGCAGGCUGUCAACAAAGUGGGUCAGACUGCCUUCGAUGUGGCUGAUGAGAGCCUGGUGGAAAUGCUGGAGGAGUUGCAGAAGAAACAGAGCCAGUUGCGGAUCGAGAAGGAGAAGCAGGCCAAGCUGCAGCCGGCUGUCAUCGAGACAAGCCCGCUAUCCCAGAGUGCCCAGAGCCGCACACGCAGGAGCUCUAUUUCUCGUAUGAGCAGCAAAGAGAAGAUUUCUCUGCACGACAAGGAGAGGCGUGCCCUGGAGACACUCGAACCUGUGGCCUUCGAGGGCGUGGAGGAGGAGAGGAGGAGAGAGGGGGAGUCGAGCAGCUCCAGCUCAGAGGAGGAAUCUGACACUGAGUCAGAGACCGAGUCAGAGAAAGUAAAAACUCGUGAAAUGAUCAAUAAUCUGAACAACAAACUGAACAGCUCCGCCAUCGCCGCGGCAACCAGCGGACUCGGCAAGAAGGGCUCCAGCUCCCCCAGCAAGCCCCCUGCAGCCCCUCGCUCUGCCACAGGUGGGGUGGAAGAGGAGAAAAAGGACGGAGCAGCGCCCGCUACCUCCUGGAGAACCUCGCUGCGUAAGACAGGCAGCUACGGGGCCCUGAACAGCGCAGGGGCCCCUGGGGGCCAGGAGGAGAGCAAGGCCCGGGACAGCAGUGGGGGGGUCAGCCGGUCCGCGUCCAGCCCCCGGCUCACAGGCACAGAGACAGAGGCCAAGGACAGAGAGAGCAGGGAGCCCCGCCUGGCCCGGGUCCCCCCCACCCCCACCCGACGCCUCUUCAGCAUCCCGGAUAGCAGCCAGGAGCCCCCCAGCAGCAGUAGCUCGUAUCCACGGCAGCCCGCGACGGACAACAGCACUGAUGUCACGGGCACGCUCGCCAGGAGCUCCUCCUACACGCGCCGCCUCAACAGCCAAUCAGGGAGCGAGGUCACCAGCUCCACCCCCAGCUUCCAGCGCAGCUCCUCCUUCGGACGCAAAGCAGAGGAUUCUGGGACGACUUCCACCUCCUCAGCCCUCAGCCGACUCAAUGCCCUCACGGCGCAGAGGCUUGCACGGCAGACGGAGGACAAAGACGCUGUUUCCACGACAGCUACGACAUCAUCAUCCUCAUCCAGCGCGACCGCCAGCACCCAGAGCGAGACCAAGGAGCGGCGCAGGUCGUACCUGACCCCGGUGCGAGACGAGGAGGCUGAGGCCCAGAGGAAGGCGCGAUCCCGACACGCCCGGCAGUCCCGGAGAUCCACACAGGGAGUCACUCUGACGGACCUCCAUGAGGCUGAGAAGACGAUGAAGGGACAGCAGGAGGCGAGAGCGACCGAGCAGAGAGAGGAGGAGAGGAAGAGAGAGGAGGAGAAGGAGAAGGAGAAGGAGAAGGAGAAGGAGAGAGCGGAAGCACUGAGCAAGCACCGAGCUAGCAGGACUGGAGAAGAGGGGGAGGUCAGCUGGAGGUCACGCAUUGCGAAUCUGCAGAAGUCAGACCUGCUGGGCCUCACGACCCCCGCUGACCCCAGCCGACCUGCCAGAGCUGAGGAGAGCAAAGAGGCUCAGCAGAGCACCUUGGGGGAGAAGGAUGACAAGCUGGGGCCGGGAGUGAGAGACCGACGCAGACCACGAGGAAAGAGAAGAGGAGAGGGACUGAACAACACGAGUGAUGACGAGGAGGACACCGGAGAGGAGGAGGGAGGGGGCCGGGCCGAGCAGGCUGACAGGCUCAACAGGGGUGAGUUGAUGGCCAAUGACAGGAAUGCUAGCCGUGGCUCCUCCCUCCACUCUCGCUCUAGCUCCGCCUACUCUCGCUCUGACCCCUCCGAGACGGACAGGAAGGACUACAAGAAGCUCUAUGAGGAGAUGAGCAGGGAGAAUGCCCGGCUACAGUCUCAGUUCCAGGACUCCCAGAAAAAGAUCAUCCAGACCAAAGGGGAACUGGACAAGGCCAGCCAGAUGCAGGAGCGCUUUGCAGACCGCUCUGUGCUGCUGGAGAUGGAGAAGAAGGAGCGCCGAUCCCUGGAGAGAAGAGUCUCAGAGCUGGAUGAAGACAUAGAGGUCUUAUCGAAUCUGAAGGCCGACAAUCAGCGUUUGAAAGAUGAGAACGGAGCUCUGAUCCGCGUCAUCAGCAAGCUGUCCAAAUAGCGCCACCCGGUGGAGACUUGUGGCAGGACGAGCGAGAGAGGGAGAGACUGUCUGCCCGUUCUGUCCAUCUGUCGGCCGCUAUGCGUUCCAGUGCCAAAGAGAGAAGGAAGAGGAGGAAGGAGGGAAAGAAAAAUAAGAAACGAGUCAACCAGCUGACUGACACUGACACACACACGCUGACGCACACUCUGACACACACACACACACACUGACACGCACACACUGACACGCACACGCUGACACACACACAUGCUGACACACACACACACUGACACACACGCUUACUGACACACGCACACGCUGACACACGCACACACUGACACGCACACGCUGACACACGCACACACUGACACACACGCUGACGCACACACACACACUGACACACACACACUGACACACACACUGAAGCACUCGCCAAAACACAAACACACACACAUGCACUGACACGCACAUGUGCACGGACACAGACACAGACACACACUGACACACACAUGCUCAAACAUGUGCCAUUCCAUUCUUGCUUGAAUUUGAUUAAAUUAUACAUGGGUGUUCGUCCCAAGAAAUGUAUUUCCCAUCCCAUAUAAAGGUUUCCCACAAUAAAAGCACAGCACAGUGUAACAAAACAUUGUAAAGCACAGAGAGGUGUGGUAAAGCAUAGGGAAGCAUUGUAAAGCAUGGAGAGGUCCGGUAAAGCAUAGGGAAGCAUUGUAAAGCACAGAGAGGUGUGGUAAAGCAUAGGGAAGCAUUGUAAAGCACAGAGAGGUAUGGUAAAGCAUAUUAAAAAACAUGGCAAACCAGGGUAAGCUAUGAUAAAUGCAUCGUGUAAUCAUUAUUAAUUAUUAUUAAUUAGUCAUUUAGCAGACACUUUUAUCCAAAAGCGACUCAUGGGUAGCUUGGGGGAAAUCUGCAAAAAUGCCGUGCAAAUUUAGUGUGGUAAACCUUUGUAAGGAUUUAAUAAAUGGAGCUCAUGCUGGCCAUCCUUUCACAGAGGCGACGUGCUCACAGCAGAGCUAGCCUCUGCUUUGAAAUCCGUUUCUUUCACUGUGCCGAGAAUCUGCACGUCGUGUGUUGGUUCAUGUUAUCUCAGGAGGCUUCAGAGACGGCGCUCCAGGGAAACUGCGGCUUCCUGCUGCGCUGAGGGUCACACGGUCAGGGACAGAAAGAACCGCAGCACAGCAGGAAGUGAUGAGCUAGCAGGAAGCAGCAGCAACUACAAAAAAAAACAAGGAUAAAGAACAUACCAGCAAGAGAACAGCAGCACCAGUGCUCCCAUUGCUGUGCUGAUGGGUAAGAGAAUGGGUUUUCAAACCUUGGUUAGCUCUCUGUGAAGAGCGUCCUGGAUUGAGGUGAUUUUGAGAGAGAGUCACGUGCCCACGUAGAAUUGGUUCAGCGUUGUUGUUUUGCGCUGAUUUCAGUUCUCUUGUCUGCCCAGCGGUUCAGUAUCGUCACAGACAGCGUUCCUCCUCCACAUUCCCUCCAGUUCUCGCGAUGCUUCCACAAUGUUGUGUGAAUUAUGACACCCACUGUGUUUAUGCGUUCCCUUUUAAUGAAUCACCAGAUAUAACAUAUACUGUGCCUCAGAUCUAUUCAUUUGUUGUUUUGUUUUUGAUGUUUUUCUGUAGCUGUUUGAAUGCCCCUUGGCCUCAAUCUCCACCUUUCACAAGCUUUGAACUCGCCCCUGUGCUGACAGACAGACAGACAGACAGACAGACAGACAGUACAGUCAGUUGGUAUAGUCGGUACAGACAGACAGACAGGGUUCACUUUAUCGAUGAGUCGUGACACUUUCUUUACACGCUGAAUCAUCUUGUCAUAGAGGAGUGCAUGUUUGUGUCAGGAUACAAGACCACAAAGCACAGCAGCCUGGCAGCUUGUUCUUCCCCAAAUGCUGCUGGAGGAUUCUGGAGCUUAUUUGGCCUUCUUCACAGGCAUGCCACUCGCCCCUGUGCUGUGUGACCGGCAAACCCUGCUGCUCUCUCUCCACGCCUCCCCUGAGCUCCCUCGUGCUUCAGGGACCGGAGCACGCUGGGAAACUGACCACACGGCCAGGCUCUGCCCUUCUCUGCAGUGGAGCUCAGUGGUGAUUCUGUGUUUGUAACCCUGUGGUCUUCUGUACAGACUGCCGGCCCGUCCCGCUCACUGGGAGAAGCACACGCCACAGAUCCUUAAGCUGAACCCGGCCUCGUCAUUGUACAAUCUCCACUAGACACCGUCGUACUGUAAUGAUGAAACUGCGAUCACAAGUCAAUACAAGACCAUCGUUGCAGUAAGAUGCAGGUCGGCCUUCUAUGGACGAGAGAUCCACCGCUUCCACCGAUAGCAUGAAACGUUUUCAUUUGUUAGAUUAUUACAUUAAUACUAUAAAUAAAAAAACAAAUCCCACCGAUAAUGACAAUGAUGUGAUUGGGACCAUGCACCAAUUCUUGCUGUGUACAGACCUGCUUAUAUUCAGGCUAAUACGGUACAAUAGCCUGGUGCUUCAGCAGACCACAUUGAGGCUGAUGUUGUUAGCGAGGAUGUGGUUGCCGUGGAGACUGAAGGACGCGUUUUUAUUCGCUUAGCCAGUUCGAACUAUAGUGUGGCACAUCCAGAGAGCACAGGGGUGAAAGGUCACUGCCCAAUAUUGCACCGCAUUUCAUUGUUUUUAUAACGGUUUUGUUUGGCAAAGUGUGUUUUUGUUUCCUUGAACAUAGAGAGGAAGGGAUGUAGUGAAUGAAUAUAUAAAUAUAUAUUGUAAUAUUAAUAACCAUAUUAAAAAAAAUGACAAAGAAAGUUUCAUGUUUCUUAAUAUUUUUCACAUAUUUUCUAAUAUAUUAAAGUUGACGGCACCUGAACAGCACAUGAUACCUAAAUAAAAUCUGUGUUUGUUUGAUAA